Molecule: messenger RNA, 529 nt
Organism: Emys orbicularis (European pond turtle)
Lineage: Eukaryota; Metazoa; Chordata; Testudines; Emydidae
Gene: USF3
Product: upstream transcription factor family member 3
Exons: 7
Coding region: 154-432 (92 amino acids)
Biological process (GO): positive regulation of transcription by RNA polymerase II; negative regulation of epithelial to mesenchymal transition
Molecular function (GO): RNA polymerase II transcription regulatory region sequence-specific DNA binding; DNA-binding transcription activator activity, RNA polymerase II-specific; protein dimerization activity
Source: RefSeq, a predicted model, not a curated record
UGCCCUGCCCGCCGUAACCAAAAAAAGUUAAGCAUAAGAAGUCUGCCAGUGGAACCUGAUGUGUCUGGAUCAGAAACUGAUGUGAGGUGAAGCUGGGAGGAGUCUGAGAAUUCAUGUGAAGAAUUCCAGCUACAGGCCCUUCUCUCUGAAACCAUGCCAGAGAUGACAGAGAAUGAGACUCCUAUGAAGAAACAGCACCGAAAGAAAAACCGGGAGACACACAAUGCAGUGGAGAGACAUCGAAAGAAGAAGAUCAAUGCUGGGAUAAACCGAAUUGGAGAGCUCAUUCCAUGUUCCCCAGCACUUAAGCAAGAAUGGGUUGCAUGUCAACAGAAGUGGAAGCCAUGUGGACAAAGCAUCCCAAAGAACCACACAUACUGUGAAGAAAGUAACCAAUCUUUUUUGGAAGGAAAAUACAAGGGAAAUAAUUAAAAAUGUCAGACAAGUUUGGCACAUCCUUAAAAUGAACAUUCCAGUUGAAAUCCCAGAGUAAGAACAUGAUCCUGGAUCAGGCCUUUAAAUAUAUAAC